AUGUCAUCCGAACCAGAUGGAGAGCAUCAGCCUCAGAGCUUGCAAGAUGCGACUAGGCAUCUUGAGGCAGUUGCGUUCGUGCCUUCCAAGCAACGGUACACAGAUGCCGGCGAGCUGGGCAAAAUCAUCGCUUCUCACGCCUACGAGAGCGGGAUCCCUUCGGUGACCCUUGAGCGUUUGGUCAAGGUCCUCACGGCUAGGAGUCAACUGGAUCAAGGCACAACCACUACGCUGAUCAAGAACCUGUACCCUUCAGAGCGGGUGCCGUCUAAAAUAGUCACGCAGGUUGUCUGCUGUCUCGGUCCUAGCAAGACCAAACCCGCUCCUGCAACGCAGGCUUUGUUAUUGCGAUGGCUCAUUCUGGUUUAUGACUUCCUCGAUGAAAAGGCCCACCUAGCAAAGCUUUAUGCAGUGCUGUUCAAUUAUCUUGAAAUGAUAAGCCUGCGUAAACCAUUGUGUCAUUUACUGUCCCUCAUCACCAGACGGAAACAUGUGAAACCUUUCAGAAUCCAUUCUCUUAUGGAACUGGUUGCCAGUUCUGGUGGGGACGAGAAGGAACUGUUCACUCUACUGAAGACGUUCAAGAACUAUUACCCCGAUGUUAUCGUGGGAGAUCUGGGCGUGUCUGGCAGGAAGGCGCUAUUUUUCAAGCACCCAGACCCCGAGUGGUCCGGCCAUGUAAGGCACCUCCAUGAUACUAAUUUAGAAAGAACGCAGGCGUUUCAGCCUUCCACAUUCCAGGUGAUCCAUCGUGGGUUGACGAAGAGGAGCAAACUGGAGGUGGUCGUCCCGGUUAUGCAGACAUCUCGGGUAUCAUUCAAUCACACAUCUUUAGAAGAAUUGCGGGAUGUUGGCCACUUUGUUGAGAAGCUGGACAAGAUCGAGCUGCCUAACCAGAUAAUCUCUACCCUCGGAGAUAACAUGGCCCAAAAAUAUCUUCAUUUGGCCCAGCCGGAAGCUGCAGGCCGUCGAUUGGACGAUUGGCUAAAAGCCUUUCUAGUCGACAAAAUAGAGAGUACUCAGGAUGGUGAAGAUGACGAAAACGAGUCCCUAGGCUACGUAUUGAGUCUCUUGGUUGAGUAUGUACGAUACACAAAGGAUAUGCCGCCGAUGAUCAUUUCGGUCUUGAAAACCUACCUGCGUUCUUGGAACGGUGCAGACCACAAGGAGCAAAUCUUUGCCCUCCUGGAGUAUAUUCCAAUGGGCGAGUACGAGACCAUACGAGCCGAGUUUCUAUCACGGUUGGAAGUGGCGGUCCGACAUGCGUCCCCGACGCAGAACAAUUUGCUUGAUUUUUACUCUUCUUUGAUUCGUCAAUGGGGAGUCAGUCUGAGAGCACAGCCCUUCACCCUGGAGGAAUCAAAGCCUCUAGCUCAUCUUAUCUCACAUGCGGAGCUUUUGGCACUAUCAGUACUCGAAUAUUCAGCAGCACUGCAACAGCCCCAUAGCGCCGGAACGGAGAACUCAAAACCAAACACAUUGUCGGUUCUCGAGCUCUAUUGCGUCCUAGGCGAACUAUUUUCUCAUGCGGCUCAGAACGGUAGCAUUCGCCUCACCAUCCCUCUGGCUCCCACGGUCUAUUCCCUUGUUUUAACACCAAUCAGCUCGGUGAUUUCCAUCUUCAGCUCGGUCCUUGCCAAAUACAAGUCAGCCUUCGAAGCCUCCUUGACUUCUAAAGUGCUCCAAACCCCGACAUCUACCGAUUCACUCUACCCUACACAGCUCGUGGGCCAGUUCAAUGGCUAUAUCAUGGACAUUUGCAACCUUGUUUGGCGAAACCGUGGGUUCAACUUGGAAGAUCCAAAUGCGCUGGGCUGCUUGAUGCCGAGUCCCACUACCAACGCACUUGCAAGAUACAUUCGCGAGGUGAACGAUGUGUCGAAAGAAAGCAACCCCGAGGCCGCAUUUGGGUACAAUGUAGCGUCGGCCUCCUCCCUUAGUCACCACGUUGCAUUGUGCAACAUGUCCACCGCUUGCUUUGCCGAUAUAGAAGAGGAGAACAGCGUCAGCGAAGACCAGCCACGACUGAAGAGGCCUGUGACUCAAAAAGCACUGAGUGCUUUGGAGAAGGACGGUGGUAUCAAGAUCCCUUGGCAGGAAUAUAGAAUAAGGAUGCUCGAUUGGUUAGACGCGACGGGAAGUGUUGGGAUUGGAAACUUGAUGCGCAGCACAAUGAAGGCAUUGCGAAAGGAUUGA
This is a messenger RNA of Aspergillus melleus, 2196 nucleotides long. Its product is annotated as Mis6 domain protein. Gene Ontology annotation, cellular component: kinetochore; cytosol; nuclear body. The record is from RefSeq and is a predicted model, not a curated record. Bases 1 to 2196 code for a protein of 731 amino acids. NCBI's taxonomy places the organism in Eukaryota, Fungi, Ascomycota, Eurotiomycetes, Eurotiales, Aspergillaceae. The transcript is spliced from 4 exons.